ACUUUUCUUCUCCAAUGUCAUCAGUUUCAACUUUCUUCAGCUGACUCUCUCCGACUUCUCUCAUCACUGCAAAAUUCUCUCUUUAUUCCUAGCAGCUUCUCUCUGUUUCGACUAAAGUGAUUUUGAUAUAUUGGACCCAAGUGCAAUUCUCAAAAUGUUUCGUUGGAAGAAUUCUUCGCAAACCGAGCAAGAGCAUAAUGAGGCAGCUCUCAGAGAGGCAAAGAUGAAAGAGCUUAAGGCUCUCAUAGGUCAGCUUUCUGGAAGGAGUUCACUGUAUUGUUCAGAUGCAUGUCUCAAGAGAUAUCUGGAAGCUAGGAAUUGGAAUGUAGGCAAAGCCAAGAAGAUGCUCGAGGAGACUCUGAAAUGGAGAUCGACUUUUAAACCCGAGGAAAUCCGAUGGAAUGAAGUUUCAGGUGAAGGUGAGACUGGUAAAGUUUACAAAGCUGGAUUCCAUGACAGGCAUGGAAGAACGGUUCUUAUACUGAGACCCGGCUUGCAGAACACAAAAUCGUUGGAGAACCAGAUGAAACAUCUGGUGUAUCUCAUUGAGAAUGCUAUUCUGAAUCUACCAGAGGAUCAAGAACAGAUGUCUUGGCUUAUUGACUUCACGGACUGGUCAAUGAGCACUAGUGUGCCUAUUAAAUCUGCCAGAGAAACUAUAAAUAUACUGCAAAAUCACUACCCAGAGAGACUAGCUGUAGCUUUCCUUUAUAAUCCUCCAAGAAUCUUUGAGGCAUUCUGGAAGAUUGUGAAGUACUUCAUUGAUGCAAAGACGUUCGUCAAGGUGAAAUUUGUUUACCCAAAGAACCCAGAAAGCGUGGAGCUUAUGAGCACAUUUUUCGACGAGGAAAAUCUCCCAACCGAGUUUGGAGGGAAAGCUUUGUUGCAGUAUAACUAUGAAGAAUUCUCCAAGCAAAUGAACCAAGACGAUGUUAAAACUGCAAACUUUUGGGGAUUGGGUCACAGUAACUCUAACCAGCUGCACGUGAGCAACGGAUUUUCUGGAGCCGAGAUUGCCCCUGAGCCAAUCCAAACCCACCCUUGACCGGUUUUGAAGGCAGUGUAUUGUAUAACCAACCCUUUUGAAAUGUACUAAUAGCUCUUGAUGCUAAGUAGAGAGGUUGUAUGAUUUAGACAUAACAUUUGAUUAAAAUAAAAAGGAGUUGUGUGU
This is a messenger RNA of Arabidopsis arenosa, 1171 nucleotides long. Lineage: Eukaryota; Viridiplantae; Streptophyta; Magnoliopsida; Brassicales; Brassicaceae. The record is from the annotation of a GenBank genome assembly.